AGUCUCUUGAAAGACGGGAAAGAAAGAAGAUAGUGAACACUGGAAGGGGAGGUACUGGACACGGGACUUGAGUCAGAGCGAAGAACCGACUUGAACGCUUACGCCCUAGUUCGCUCAAGGCGUCUUUUACCUCACAAACUCACGGAGGAUACCCGAGCAACCAAUUUUCUGGGGGAAAUAUUACGAGAAUAAAAUGUUCCAGAAAAGCAGAAACAAAACUGGAAAGUCUGAGUGAAAGUGAGGAUUUGUGAAGCUCCAAUACGCAAUUUAUAGCCCGGGUGUAAGGCUGAUUACCAUUUCAGUUGGAGCGACGGUCCAGGCAAUGGACACUUUUUUGGAGGAAGCCCUUUCGUUAUCAUCAUAAUUCUUUAUACUGGAAUUGAUCGCAAUUAACCUUUGCAAUGGAGAGUCGGAUUUUAUUUACUUGCAUGCUGGUUUGCGUGUUCUUGCGGUCGUCCUGUGGUCAAAACUCUGCACCAGAAGCAGGUGAGCUUUGCAGGUGGUGGUCUGGUGGUGGUGGGGUGUGGUGGGUGGAUGUUAUAACCUACAUGACUGACAGAUUAGGGAGGAGAGGUGCAGCCAGAGGAUCUCCAAAUGGUGUUAUUAUAUUGGCACAAUCAUUUUAUCAUAGCCUACCUGUCAUAGAAUUUCUACAACUUUGACAGUAACCUAUGUUGAUACCUGUUCCUUGCUUUUAAUGAGAAGUUUAACACUAUGUUAAAUGUAUUUAUGCAUAUGAUUUAUUGUGAUGUAAAUUAAAACAUCUAAUUGAUUAUAACACCAUAAUAAUUACUGAAUGCUUGUUACAACCAUGCAUGUGUUAGCUAGAGCUCAUAACUGUAGUGGUGAAAACUAAACUUGGUGGUGAGUCAAUUAAAUCUGUCAGUGGUCUGUCUUUAUAACUCAGUGUAAGUAUACAAUGUACAGGCUACAGAACAUUACACUUCUCACACCCUCUUCCAUUUAUAGACUAGACAUGCUUUGACUAACAUAGCCUAAUUACUUUCUAUGCAUCUCACUCAAACAUAGAAAUGGUUUUAAUACUAAGGACUGGCUGAGAAGCACAGUUGAUCCAGGUUUAAUCACCUGUGAGGAUGUAUUUUGAUCCUACAUAUAGCCAACUGAUGGUGAUAUAACCACAUCAUGUUUUAGAAUCAAGAAGAGCUGCGGAGGAGGCCUUUUCUAUCACAUCUGGGCUGUCAAUCUGAAGCGCACACUUGUCAUUGUGUGUGUGUGUGUGGGUGUGGGUGGGUGUGUGUGUGUGUGUGUGUCUCUGUGUGUGUGAGCUUCCAUGCAUGCGUGAAACAGAUCUAAAGAGUUAUUGUCAGUUACUCCCAUGCUCACCAAGGUUCUGUGGUUUCAUAAUUUACAUUUAGUGUGUAACCAUUAAUAUAUUAGUCAAACUUGUUCAGGGUGUACUCUAAACCUGACACUGCAAUAAAGCUAAUACUGUACAAGGCAAAUAUUUGGCUUACAAUAAAUAGGCAUGACCAGAGAGACACAUACAUAAGUACAUUUUACAGGAGCUUUAACCUGGAGGCCACUAAGGCAGCUAGAGGAGUACAAAGUCCAAACAAGAAGACAGAUGUAGAGAAUUCUUUAGGAAGCAAGAGAAUGAAAGAGAGAAUGGCGGAGUGUGUUCACACUCACUGCAAUUCGUCUUUCAACACUACACUGUUGUCAGUACAACCACCACACAUCGAGCGUCAAAUUGAAGCCUGAAGAAAUUCACUUUUAAGGUCCCAAAGAAAAUAGUGAAUUUCAAAAGCACUCAAAUCUGGAUAACGAACAUGGCAUGUCUCUCUCUCUCUCUCUCUCUCUCUCUCUCUCUUUCUGCUCUGAGCACAUAUGGCUGCUACUGCACAUUCUUCCUCUUCUCUCAAAUGGAACUGCAAAAACACACCUCCCCUUACCCUUUCUCUCUCUCUCUCUCUCUCUCUCUCUCUCUCUCUCUCUCUCUCUCUCUCUCUCUCUCUCUCUCUCUCUCUCUCUCUCUCUCUCCCCACCUCCAACCUACCCUCCUCCUUAUACCACCAAUACCCAGCCGCUCCUACUGUUCUCCCCCCUCUCCCCUCUCUCCCCAUAACCCCCUCUCGCUUAAAUGAGAAGCCAUGCUUCUUGCUACUGUUACGAAAUAUGGAAAAUUGGCCAAAUCUGGAAUGUUUUUCCUAGUCUUUCUAAAUGUUAUGACAGCAUCUUUCAUCCGUCCUUCAUUCGCACACCCCUGCUCUAAUCUAUCUCACUUCAUGCCUAUUUUUAGUUUGUUUGUUUUGAUCUGGUUUUAUUGCUGUAAUUACUUGUUUCUCACUCCUUUACUUUCUUAGGACGGUUCACGCUUCUCCACUCAUUUCUGUUUGUGCAUGUACGUGUGCUUGUACUUGCAUGCAUGCACACUCACACUGAACAGGGAGGGGUCCACUGGAAAAAGUUAAGGGAGGGAGAAGGAUUCAGAGAGAGAGAGAGAGAGAGAGAGAGAGAAAAGAGAGCGAAAGUUAGAAGUAGUAGUGGGUUUUCCCACAGAUGCUCCACACAGUCUCAGUUCGCUCUAGGAUUGUACAUAUCCCUGUAAAUGGGUGUGGCUAUGAGUUUGCCACUUCUCUAUGGGAAGUUUGUGGGUAAGCUAACUAUACCACUAUGUUUCCCUGUUUCCCACAUACACUAAUUGUAGUGAACCGCACACACUUAUUAUAAGCACUAUGCUUAUAGAAAUUCCCCCUCGUGAAGUGGUGUAAGUGGUGUAAAUGUUGCUACAUUUAAACUCUCUGAGCAUAUCAUUCUUAUUCAUUUUCACAUAAUAUUAGCAUGAUAAUCUGUAGCUAUAGCCUAUACAUAUGUAUCUAUAUUCUCCUAUAUCUGUAAAAAUCUACUGAAUGUGUGUCCACCACCUGUAACCCUCUCUCCUCUCCUCUCCUCUCCUCUCCUCUCCUCUCCUCUCCUCUCCUCUCCUCUCCUCUCCUCUCCUCUCCUCUCCUCUCCUCUCCUCUCCUCUCCUCUCCUCUCCUCUCCUCUCCCCUCCCCUCAGUGUUGAACUGCUGUGAGGGCGACGUCCUCUUCCUAUUGGACUCCUCGGGCAGCGUCUCAUCCUAUGACUACUUCCGCAUGCUGCGCUUCCUGUCCGAGCUCCUCCUUCCCUUCUCAUUGGGCGAGGACCAGGUGAGGGUGAGCCUACUGCAGGUGGGCACCCAACCCCGCCUCGAGUUCGGCUUUGAUGGCCACAAUACCCAAACGGGACUCCAGGAGGCGCUGAGAAACACCAAGCCUCUGGGGGGCGACACCAACACAGAGGAGGCCCUCAGGUUGGCCAAGGACUGGGUUCUGAAGCCCGGGGGGAGCGGGGGGGCCAGAGAAGAUCUACCCAGGGUUCUAGUGUGGCUGACGGAUGGGGUGAAGCCGGGUGAUGUGAUUGGACCAAUGAAGGAGCUGAGAGAGGAGGGCGUGUCCGUUCUGGUGAUCUCCACGGGCCACGGGAACUACCAGGUGCUGCGGCAGGUGGUCACCCCUCCUGUGGAGUCGCACCUGUACUUUGUGGACAUAGAUGAUAUGAGUAUCAUCACCGAGGACCUGAGGGAUGCCAUUAUUGGUGAGUGUGUGUGGGGUUCUGUUUGUGUCCAAUUUGAUUCCACAAUUGACUGCAACUGACAUGGACCUUACACCUUCUUUUGAGCUCUGCUAUAAACUGUGCUGCUGUACAAAUCCAUGUAUCCAUGCUACUCCUUUAUCACAUACCCACUCCUAGAGACAGUGGGACAUAGAAGGAAGCAGAGACAGUGUGUUUUAGACUGUAAUGAGAGAGGGGGGGGCUAUUAAUAAAGACAUUAUUCAACCCAGCCCCCUCUACCGUGCCCCCCUACGGUGCCAGACAGAUAUAUAUAGACUAGAGGGUAUUUCUCUGGUCAGAUAGGGUAACAGUCAUAUGGACACAUAGGCACUUCCAGUAAACAUAUGUAGCUCUAAGACAUGAUGCAUAGCGAUGGGCGGACGCAUAGUGUAAAUACAGUUUGUUUACGACACAGAAGGAGAAUCCAUGAUCCCUCUAGCGAGUGCCUGAGGUUCCUAUCCGCUGAUACUGAAACCUCUCUUGGGUUUGCUAUUUGUUACAGUGGUAUCCUCAGAACUGGGUUGUCUAUUUCGAGGGUUUUUAUGGCAUGAGUUGUAAAUGCAUGGGAGAACACACAGUUUGUCAGUCUGUCUGUCUGAGCUCCUCUUGUCCUCCCAUCCUCAUCCCUUUCCGCCCUCUCUUUUUUGCCAUCUUGUUCUGGUUAUCCAAGUAUGAAUGUUUACCAGUGAGAGAAAGGAAUCUGCACACUGUGAUAAUAUGAUAUGGAAUCGCCAUCGUUCCAAUAUAACUUUCCAUUUAUUCCAUUCCAGCCAUUACAAUGAGCAUGUCCUCCGAUUUAAAGUGACACCAGCCUCCACUGGAGGUGUAUAUUCCACCAGUGUUUCAGGUCAUCGGUCUCAGUCUGUCUCUUCUCUAACAGAGAUCCUCCGGGCUGAACGGCUCCAGGUGCGAGACGUGUCCACAGACAGUGCCGUGCUGCAGUGGCGACCGGUUCUGGCCGGUUUGACCGGUUACUAUGAGAUCCGAUUUAGACCGGUUCCCAGUCUAGGAGUGGUUGGAGGAGGAACAGGGGGGCCUGGUACCAGCCCAAGUACCAGUGGUGGUCAGUACCAGCGACUGACCCGGCCAGGGGACUCCAGCACGGCCAGGCUGACGGGCCUAAAACCAGACACAACAUACAAGGCCACACUAACUCCUGAGUCCAACCUGCAGGUGCUCAACCCCCUCUCUGUCAACUUCACCACUAAGCCAGGUAAGAGUAGAGCUGGGGAAGCUUGUGCAUCUUGGUAAAAUCAGUGCUGUUCUAUCGCGCGUGCAAUGAUGUCAGAGGGGAAAAAAACUGUUUGUUGUUUGCAGUAUCUUUUUUGUUGUUGUAAUAUCGGAAACGGACAUGGCAGUUCCACCGUUAAGGAUUCCAGCUUUCACUUCCACUUUAGAAUAAAAUCACCAUAUUAUAUAUAUUUUAAUAUUAUAGUAUUACAUAUCACUUAUUGUCUCCUCAGAGGUGUUGAGUCCGGCUGUGGUGACGGUGUCUGACUCAGGGGCCAACAGUGUGAGGGUGAGCUGGGGUCCUCUGCAGCCGGAGUCUGUCCAGAGCUUCCAGGUGGAGUACAUGGCCCUGCCAGGGGGGAAGCUCCACACGGCUACUGUGGGCCGAGGGCAGAACUCCACCGUGCUGACCAACCUCCAGCCAGACACCCAGUACCUGGUCACCGUGAGCGCACGGCACUCCUCCGGCCGGGAGAGGGCCAUGUCUGUCAAAGUGUGCACUGAGGAGGGUAAGGAGCGUAGAGCAUUGAGGAUAUGUUCUUAGGCACAGAUGCAGAAUGGUAUUAGCCUCAAAGCUUAAACUGAAACAUUAAAAGGGGGAAAUGCAAAAUUGACUAUUAUCCUUCACAUAGAAGUGUAUGAACGCAGCACAUAGGCCUUAUUCACACACUCUCUCUCUCUUUCUCUCUCCCUCCAUCCCUUCUCAGUAAGGCCAGCUCUAGCAGACCUGCAGCUGACCACGGUGGGCAGUGACUCUGUGCAGGUGGACUGGAAAGCCAGCGUGGAUGGCCUCAGGGGCUACUGGCUCACCUGGGAGGGACAGGACAGCCACGGCUCUACCGCCGCCCCGCGCUCCUCCCUCUACCUGCCUCCCAACUCACUGUCCACGCGCCUCACACACCUGCCCCCCGCUACCCGAGUGUGUGUGUCGCCCGUCUACCGGACGGCACGCGGGGAGGGCCUCUGCUGCACGGCCCAGUUUCAUUCAGGUGAGAGGACAGGAUGCCGCCAGUUAACCCUUUCAGCACUGCUGGUUGGGGUUAGUUAAUUUCAGUUGUGUUCAGUUGGUCAAUUGGAGCGGACAUGGAAUUUUUUAGGGCAUGUCUAAAUGGAUCCUAGAAUUGGCACUUUUGAAUGUACCCAAGCCAUCUCUCUGUUUGGAUAAGGAUGAGUUUUGAAUAGCAUUUUGAAUCUGAAGAGUAGCCUAUUUUUUGCCUACAUUACAACAAUGAUCCACUUGUAGCAUGUCGCCAAAACUUCAGAUAAUUUUUUUGAAACAACUCCAAAAUAGUUCCCUCUAGAUUCUGUCUGACCCCAAAGUAACCACACUAAAAAUGUGUGGUUGUGGUUGUGCCUACUGGGGUUUCCAUGACAACUAGCUUACACUCUUGGCUUGCUACUGGGAAGGUCUGGUAUGAGGUUUUCAUGUGUGUCUGUUUCCUUCUGCCUUGCAGAUGCAUCGGUUUGGGGCCACAGAUCAUAACAUUGCUGAGUUCAACAGGCAAUAUGCCAAGGAUGGAGGGAUGAAGGAGAAGAAGAGAUAGAAGAACAAUACAUCUGAACUUGCAUCCCUCCCUCAGUUCAUUCUCUCCUCUCUGGAUAUCAUCCACAAGACACAAGGCCUUUGGAUUACAAAGCACUGUCUAAUAGAUACUGAUACAAUAGAUAGAUAGGCUUACUGUACUAUAAAGAUCUUGCUCUAUUAGUAAGCACCCUAACUGAGUUGGGUUGCUAUCUCCAGCGAUGCAGACAUCUUGAUUUUCACAUUUACUUUGCAUUGCCUAAAACCUGUAAUCACACUGUAAAAUUGUUUGUUUGUUUUAGAUAUAAGCUUAAGAUGUAGAGAGUGGGCCAAGCACACCAGUCUAGCUCAAGGUCAUUCUGCUUAACAGUAUUAUGCAUGAUGUAGUUUUAAUCAAAAAGACCCACUGGGCACAGAUGUGUUAAUUUACAUUUGGUUGAGUUAUCAACUAACGUGAAUUCAACAUGAAAUCAACAAAACAUUUAACCAUGUCAUUGGAUUUAGGUUAAAAGU
Molecule: messenger RNA, 6863 nt
Organism: Coregonus sp. 'balchen'
Lineage: Eukaryota; Metazoa; Chordata; Actinopteri; Salmoniformes; Salmonidae
Source: the annotation of a GenBank genome assembly